UGUGUAGCGUCUUUUUCGUAAGUGUUUCGCCUUCAAGCCAACAAAAGGAAGGCUCAAACCGCAAAAAGCAAAAAGAGACCAACGAUGACAGAGAACAACGCUUGCAUCGCCUCAGCCGCCGCGUCGCUGAGCAGCAGUGACACCAACAAUACUGCCAAUGGUGUGGUGGCAGUGCAAGACCAACUCGAGCAAGCGCUGUGGGUGUUUGGCUAUGGAUCCCUGGUGUACAAUGCCGGAUUCAAGUUUGCCGAACGAGUGCCCGGCUUUGUGCGCGGACUGGUGCGGCGAUUCUGGCAGGGAUCGACCGACCACCGCGGGGUGCCUGGGGCGCCGGGCCGCGUCGUCACGCUCGUCCACGAGCCGGAUGGCGUAACGUGGGGCUAUGCGUACCGGGUGGCGCCAGAACACGUCCAGGAGACGCUUCGGUACCUCGACUACCGAGAGAAGGGCGGUUACACGACCGAACUCAUCCAGUUCCAGCCGCGCGAGUCCGGUAGAGCGCCCAUCGUUGUCACAGUGUACAAUGCCACGGAAUCCAACCCGAAUUUCCUGGGUCCGGCCCGGGCCAUCGAUAUUGCCACGACGAUUGCCUCGUCCGUUGGUCCCAGCGGCCCAAACAUUGAUUACUUUCGUCACCUAGUGGCUGCGCUCCAUGAAAUUGAUGGUGAAUGUGUGGACGACCAUCUACGAGAAAUCGAGCAAGCGCUGGCGGGUUUAAGUGGACUAUGAGCUCAGGAUUUUGACAAAAUGAAACAUGAUUUGCAAACUCAAAG
Molecule: messenger RNA, 773 nt
Organism: Capsaspora owczarzaki ATCC 30864
Lineage: Eukaryota; Filasterea; Ministeriida; Capsasporidae
Product: ChaC family protein
Exons: 1
Coding region: 85-729 (214 amino acids)
Biological process (GO): glutathione catabolic process
Cellular component (GO): cytoplasm
Molecular function (GO): gamma-glutamylcyclotransferase activity; glutathione specific gamma-glutamylcyclotransferase activity
Source: RefSeq, a predicted model, not a curated record